This is a messenger RNA of Bombyx mandarina (wild silkworm), 452 nucleotides long. RefSeq names its product acyl-CoA binding protein-like (gene ACBP-like). The record is from RefSeq and is a predicted model, not a curated record. Lineage: Eukaryota; Metazoa; Arthropoda; Insecta; Lepidoptera; Bombycidae. Gene Ontology annotation, molecular function: fatty-acyl-CoA binding. Gene Ontology annotation, biological process: fatty acid metabolic process.
GGGCCACGUAGCUGCCCUGAAAAACGGAUGGAGCGCUUGAAAAAUAUACAGUACCAAUUGGAACCUUGCAACUACCCUACCUCCUGAUCUCAAAAGAUAACACAAAAUGUCUCUCGACGAGCAAUUCAAACAGGUCGCCGAUAAGGUUAGGAACUGGAAGACCAAGCCCAGUGACGAUGAGAACCUUGCGCUGUACUCCCUGUACAAGCAGGCUACCAUAGGUGAUGUUAACAUUGCCCAGCCCAGCGGUCUUGUGGAGAGCGCCAAGUGGAAGGCAUGGAACAGUCGCAAAGGCAUCUCCCAAGACGAUGCCAAGAAGCAAUACAUCGAAAAUGCGGAGAAGCUCCACUCCAAAUACGCAUAAAUUAUUACUUAGAAUUAAAUAAAUUUCCUACUUAAAUUAUGCUCUUUCUCACGAUUUUCUUAAAUAAAUUAACAAAAUAAUAUUCUGU